This is a messenger RNA of Raphanus sativus (radish), 1095 nucleotides long. RefSeq names its product agamous-like MADS-box protein AGL12. Gene Ontology annotation, biological process: positive regulation of transcription by RNA polymerase II. The record is from RefSeq and is a predicted model, not a curated record. The coding region runs from base 212 to 847 and encodes 211 amino acids. Gene Ontology annotation, molecular function: DNA-binding transcription factor activity, RNA polymerase II-specific; RNA polymerase II cis-regulatory region sequence-specific DNA binding; protein dimerization activity. Gene Ontology annotation, cellular component: nucleus. Lineage: Eukaryota; Viridiplantae; Streptophyta; Magnoliopsida; Brassicales; Brassicaceae. The transcript is spliced from 7 exons.
GAGUGGGGGAAUCUGAUAAUGAAGAUUAUAUAUAAAGAGAAGCUGGCAUGAGUUUGGUAUAACUUCACAGAUUUCUCCCAAGGAAAAAAAGAGAAACAAAACAGUAAGUGGGGAACCUUGAAGCUAGUUCAAACUAGUGGGAGGUUGAUCCACGUUCUAACUUCAAAUCCAAACUUAAACACAAAUCCAAACUUUAAAUCAUCAUAUAGAGAUGGUUCGUGGAAAGAUUCAGCUGAAGAGGAUUGAGAACCCGGUUCACAGACAAGUGACGUUCUGCAAGAGGAGAACCGGUCUUCUCAAGAAGGCGAAGGAGCUCUCUGUGCUCUGCGACGCCGAGAUUGGUGUUGUGAUCUUUUCUCCUCAAGGCAAGCUCUUUGAGCUUGCAACUAAAGGAACAAUGGAGGGGGUGAUUGAUAAGUACAUGAAGUGUACUAGUGGAGGUUGCAGUUCUUCUUCUGCUACUUAUACUGCUCAAGAACAACUUAAACCCCAGAAUCAUGAUCCGAAAGAUGAGGUUAAUGUGCUUAAGCAAGAGAUUGAGAUGCUUCAGAAAGGAAUAAGGUAUAGGUUUGGAGGAGGAGAAGGGGCGAUGAAUCUUGAAGAACUUCUUCUGCUUGAGAAGCAUCUUGAGUAUUGGAUAUCUCAGAUCCGUUCUGCUAAGAUGGAGAUUAUGUUUCAAGAGAUUCAGUCCUUGAGAAACAAGGAAGGAGUCCUCAAAAAUGCCAACAAGUAUCUCCUCGAUAAGAUAGAAGAGAACAACAACAGCAUUUUAUAUGCUAACCUCGCAACAGUGGAGACUAACUAUUCUUAUCCACUAGCCAUGCCAAAUGAAAUAUUUCAGUUCUAGACCAUGGGAUAUUUGAAGACUAUGUCUUACGAAUUCAAAUACUCUUUGGUAAGCAUAAUUAGUGUUGUUAAACCACACACAAUAUAAUAAAGCCUGUGGUACUUUACUAGGCUGUUGAAAAUCUAUUUGUAACUUUUUCCUCUUGUUUUGAAUUUGUUGGUGUGAGCAAUGAAAUGACUACAAGUGUUGUUUACACUUUGUACUUAAACUCUUUCUAUCUACGUUUUGAGUUUAUGUUAACUGAGAAU